This is a messenger RNA of Solanum lycopersicum (tomato), 1150 nucleotides long. RefSeq names its product Myb12 transcription factor (gene MYB12). The record is from RefSeq and is marked provisional. Lineage: Eukaryota; Viridiplantae; Streptophyta; Magnoliopsida; Solanales; Solanaceae.
ACUAAUUUUCAUUGCCUUUUGCUUCUCCAUUUUGUGAUAAUAAUAAUAAUGGGAAGAACACCUUGUUGUGAAAAAGUGGGCAUCAAGAGAGGCAGAUGGACUGCAGAAGAAGAUCAAAUUCUCACUAAUUAUAUUAUUUCUAAUGGAGAAGGCUCUUGGAGGUCGUUACCUAAAAAUGCCGGAUUAUUGAGAUGCGGAAAGAGUUGUAGACUACGAUGGAUUAAUUAUUUGAGGUCUGAUCUCAAGAGAGGGAACAUUACUUCUCAAGAGGAAGAUAUAAUUAUAAAGUUACAUGCAACUUUGGGUAACAGAUGGUCUCUUAUAGCAGAACAUUUAUCAGGUAGAACAGACAAUGAGAUAAAAAACUAUUGGAACUCUCAUCUAAGUCGAAAAGUUGAUAGCUUAAGGAUACCAAGCGAUGAGAAGUUACCUAAAGCCGUAGUUGAUUUGGCUAAAAAAGGUAUACCGAAGCCAAUUAAAAAAUCAUCGAUUAGUCGACCAAAAAAUAAAAAGUCAAACUUAUUAGAAAAAGAAGCAUUGUGUUGUACAAAUAUGCCAGCUUGUGAUAGUGCCAUGGAAUUAAUGCAAGAAGAUCUAGCAAAGAUAGAGGUGCCAAAUUCUUGGGCAGGACCUAUAGAGGCCAAGGGAAGCCUUAGUUCAGAUAGUGAUAUCGAAUGGCCAAGACUCGAGGAGAUUAUGCCAGACGUGGUGAUUGAUGAUGAAGAUAAGAACACAAAUUUCAUAUUGAAUUGUUUCAGAGAAGAAGUAACGAGCAAUAAUGUAGGGAAUAGUUAUUCAUGUAUCGAGGAAGGUAAUAAAAAGAUAUCAAGCGACGAUGAAAAAAUCAAAUUAUUAAUGGAUUGGCAAGAUAAUGAUGAGUUAGUAUGGCCAACGUUACCAUGGGAAUUAGAAACGGAUAUAGUUCCCAGUUGGCCACAAUGGGACGAUACUGACACUAACUUACUUCAAAAUUGCACCAAUGAUAAUAAUAAUUAUGAAGAAGCAACAACAAUGGAAAUUAAUAACCAAAAUCAUAGUACCAUUGUAUCUUGGCUUUUGUCUUAGAAAUAUAAUAAUAUGACAUUAUAUAUUGCUUUUGAAUAUAUUACUCAACUCUUUUUGUUUCGUUUUAUAUUUGGAAUGUGGGAAU